CAUUACCAAAUAUUAGAUGAUCGAUUUUAAGCCAAUUUAAUGUAAAAGUAUUAAGAUUCUUCUACUUUACGAGAUGCAGCAAAGCGAAGUGGACAAUUUGAACCGAAACGUUGUAGCGGCGAGAAGAAUGAAAACAAACACAUCACCGCCAAGCUGAGGGAACUCCAAACUUGACCCAGUGACGAAAAACUAAUGCACGGUGGAAGGAGACGAGAUCCUAAGGCUGGACAUUGAUGUAGAAAGUGAAGAUGUCAUCUGGGGAGGGUCCGCCAGCCCAUCUGGUGCGGGUGCUGGAGUGCAAGCAGGGAGCAGUGAGGGCUGUCAGGUUCAAUGUGGAUGGUGGCUACUGUCUGACCUGUGGUUCAGAUAAAUCAGUCAAGCUGUGGAACCCCCACAAGGGAACCCUCUUACACUCCUAUGCUGGCCAUGGAUAUGAGGUCCUGGAUGCCAGGGGCUCCUGUGACAACUCACUCAUUGGGUCCUGUGGUCUGGAUAAAUCAGUGAUGAUGUGGAAUGUGAGCACUGGAGAGUCACUGCGCAAGUUUCGAGGUCAUGCAGCAAGGGUGAAUUGUGUUUGUUUCAAUGAGGAGUCCACAGUCAUACUCUCUGGCUCCAUGGAUGGCAAGGUCAAGGUCUGGGACUUGCGCAGCCGCAGGAACGACCCCAUUCAGGACUUGGAUGAAGCCAAGGACUCAGUGAUGACAGUGAGCAUUUCAUCCCACCUAAUCCUGACAGCGUCUCUGGAUGGCUACACCAGAGUGUAUGACCUUCGCAAUGGUCAGCUUACCUCAAACUGCAUUGGUGAGAGUGUGACAUGUGCCUCCCUCAGCGGGGACAGCCAGUGCAUUCUGAGCUCCACCCUCGGCUCCUCACUGAGACUCAUGGACAGGGAGACGGGGGAGCUCCUUGCCCAGUACUCAGGACACAACAGCAAAGAUUAUAAGGUGGAGAGUUGCUUCACAUCGUCUGACACCCACGUGAUGUCAGGCUCUGAGGACGGCUAUGUCUACUGCUGGGACCUUGUACAGUCUACUCUCACCAAUAAACUAGAGCAUCGAGGCAGUACAGUGGUGCACUCCCUGAGCCCACACCCCUCCCAGCCCCUGCUGCUCACUGCCUCCCUGGGCCAGGUGUGGCUGUGGUCAGCACACCCUCAGACCUGAACACUACAGAUGUGCAUGUGUGCAUUUGUACUGUGUGGUGAGGUGAGGACAAUUUUAUGCCAUGAUUUUCUUCAUCAGUUCCAUCAUUAGUUCCAAUGCAUCAGGUUGAAAUCCAUACAAAUCAGGGUAGCUGGGUGAAAAUAAACAAAAGAGUUCCCAGUUCUCAUGCUCUAUCCCUUUUUUGAUAUGCAACCAACUAUGCAUGACCUACCCUUCUGUCCCCCAUCACCCAACUGUCACUAUGACUCUUACUUGAAGCAAAGCUCUCAGCUACAGCAGCUUGCCUUUAUAGCCAGACAAGUAAAUAAUUCGGCAACUUUUUUCACAAGACCUUCAGCUUUAUUGGCAGUGAAGCUCUACUCUAAGCAACAUGGUGGAAUGAUAGGGGAUGGCUGAAAAUAAUGCUAUACAACCCAUUUUAAAUUAUUCUGAAACAUCACUUGCACAUUCCUCCACACAGUGCCUCAUGCAGUAUCAGGAUACUGAUAUGGAACCAGAGGCAAUAGUAUGGUUUUUAUAGAAUUAGAAUUUGGCAUUCAUUAAUAUGCCACAUUUAUAUAGUGAUUAGUCUCUGAACUCAAGACUGUCAUGAAGGUAGGAAACUGAAAAACCUUUCCACGUUAAUAAAUAAUGAAAGACAAGUAUGUUAUUCAUGUUUAUUUGUGCAAAGUGAGAGUACCAUACAAUAACAAACCUUCCCUAGAUAACACACAAUUGGGAGUGAUGUAGGAAGCAGGUAAAAAAAAAGUGUAGUCUGUAACUAAUGUGCAAAAAGUGUACUCUAGAAAUGUUUAAACAUUAAUGUAAAACUAAAAAUUACUUUAUGACAGAAGAGUAUUGACAUGAACACAGUAAACAAUCACUGAUAUCUUUUUUUUUCCCUUUUCUUUCUUUUUUUUUUUUUUUUCAAAGGGGAGUUGAACAAUGUUUAAUGUUUCCUUUUGUUGUCACAUUUCACCUGCUGAUAUUAAAUAUUUCAUGGCGCAAAGAAUACACUGAUUUUUUUUAGGUUACAUUACACAGUAUAUAAUGCACACAGUCCCCAAGUCAACUUCAGAAAACACUUCUAAAAAACACUUUGGAACCUUUCUUCAGCAAUGUGAGACCACUGGACAGCCAAUUAGUGUCACUCAGGGAGCACAGCAGCUCCUGUCAUACAUGUUGAAUUAGCUUAUACUUUGAAGUCACUGCUCACCUGCAUCAGAUAACACAGUGAGAGUUAGAAUAGCUCUGCAAAGUUAACCUUGUCUCAUGUUCAUAACAUGCCCUGGAAUAAGCAGAACAAUUCUAGUCUUCCUUCAUAAGGGGUCUGUCCAGGUGAACCAUUGCAAAGACACAGGCAAAUCUAAUUGUCAUUAUCAGACCUCAAGUGCAGGUUCCAAAAAAACAAAACCUAUACUUUGGAAACACCUCACACAAUAUACUUCAAGGAAUUCCUAACAACCCAAACAGUAUCAACCUUACAAUGCUCCCAAUGCUACAAGACAGAUUCCUGUCACACAGGUUUAUUUUGAUGUGAGAGGGGAGGAAAAGGUAAUGUGCUGGGAGGGUGAUGCAAGCCUUUGUAAGGUCUUCAGCAGUGUCGGCAUUUCAGUGAAUGAUGAAGACGAGAGGCCCUGCUGGAAGGCUUAUGUCUUCUUGCUGGCUGUUGAUUAUGGACUGUUUUCUAAUGGGUAGUAUAAUUAUUCUUAUUCUUUAACACAGGAGGCUGUAUAAAUCUUGAUAUAUUUUGACCAACACUGGUCACCAGUUUAGUUAUGUCUAGGGUAGGUAGACUAGAGGUAUGCAUUUGCAUAUUAUGUUAUGCAUAUAAAUAUAGAUUAGAUCUUGCUGAUUAAUAUUACAAAGUAAUCUUGUUGAUUAAUAUUACAAAGUAGAAUAAGUAUCAGUACAAAGAAAAAUAUAUAAAGUAUUGGGAUUGUAACAAUGUAACUGUAAUAAAUACACAAGUAAUAUUUUUAAAGUCAUUUGGUGACUAAACACCGGGUGGCAGUGUGGCACCUUGGGAAGGCUGCUUGGCAGGUCCAGUGCAUAAUGCCAUUGUAAUUAUUCACUGGAAAGACAGAUAAGUACUUGGGACAGUUCUUUUGAACUGUCACCAAAGCUGUUCUGAAAUCUGUUUCUGAAAUCUUAGUAAAGCUUUGGAAUUAAUGGUAUUUGAAGCAUUCUUAACAUUGUACACAUGUGGAUGAGAGAACCUGCAAUAUCACAACCUUGCCAGUGUUGGGAAGUGCCACUGCCACAGUGGAUCCUGAGCCACAUGACACAGGCAGCAGCACUCCAGCCUUGCAGGAAGUUUUUUUUUUAUUCAUUUUGUGUUCCAUGUAUUUAGUAAACCUUGGGGGAGACAGAAGUAAGUUAGGAGUAACAAAAAUGUGUGGUAUUCUUGUGAUAGUCAGGUGUCGAUGUAUCUGGAGAGUGUGAGAGACGUAUGUGGAACGAAGGUCACUUAGGGUUGAGGGUGAAUCUGGAGCCAAGUGAGCGCAGGUGUUAGUUGGCUGUCGGAGGGGAGGGAGGAGCACCAUCAUCCUG
Scylla paramamosain (green mud crab) is the source of this 3695-nucleotide messenger RNA. RefSeq names its product WD repeat domain-containing protein 83-like. The transcript is spliced from 8 exons. Gene Ontology annotation, cellular component: catalytic step 2 spliceosome. Bases 249 to 1163 code for a protein of 304 amino acids. The record is from RefSeq and is a predicted model, not a curated record. NCBI's taxonomy places the organism in Eukaryota, Metazoa, Arthropoda, Malacostraca, Decapoda, Portunidae. Gene Ontology annotation, molecular function: protein binding. Gene Ontology annotation, biological process: mRNA splicing, via spliceosome.